AGAGGGCUUUGUCAUUUGUUUGGAAUAAAAUAUAAGUUCAUAGACUCUUGAUUUUAAAUUAGGUUCAAGUUUAAAUUAGUAGGAAUUUAGUGCAGGAGGCUGAUAUUAAUAGAUUUAACAUUGUUUUGCGUAUAAUUAACGAUAACUUAAGUUUUCUGUCCUUUUGGAGUCAAUGAACGUUAUAUAGAUUUCAUGAAAAAAAGGCCAAAAUUUUAAGUAUUUGCCAUUGAAUGAAGAUGGGAGAAUAUUAUCCUUUUUAAAGUAAAGAGGAAUGGAAUAUUAGCAUCUGAGCCAAAAAGUCUACUUCUGGCAUGAGGUGGACAGUCCACUUGGAGGGUGGUCCUCGCCGUGUUAACCAUGCAGCAGUUGCUGUUGGUGAAAACAUCUACUCUUUUGGUGGUUAUUGUACAGGCGAGGAUUAUCAGAUUGUCCGCCCAAUAGACAUUCAUAUGCUGAACACAGUUUCCUUAAGAUGGUUUCUUCUUCCAUCUUAUGAUCCCAGUGAACUAAGUUUUGACAAUGUUCCUUUUCAACGUUAUGGACAUACUGUUGUGGCUUUUGGGGAGAUGGUGUAUUUGUGGGGUGGAAGAAAUGACAAUGGUGCUUGUAAUGUACUCUAUUGUUUUGACACGAAUACUUAUAAAUGGUCUCGGCCAGCAGUUGUAGGUGUAAUACCUGCUGCACGUGAUGGACAUUCAGCCUGUAUUAUUCAGAAUUAUAUGUAUAUUUUUGGAGGUUAUGAGGAAGUGGCUGACAUUUUUUCUCAGGAUGUUUUCUGUUUGAAUUUGUACACCAUGACAUGGCAGUAUAUAGUUACAAAAUCUUUAUGGAUACAACAGGGAACACCAGCUCGCUGGCGAGAUUUCCACUCAUCAUCAGCAAUAGGGAGUAAAAUGUACAUAUUUGGAGGACGUGGUGAUCGGCAGGGUCAAUUUCAUUCACGGGAUGAAGUAUAUUGUAAUAAAUUGGUUUACCUGGACACCUCAACAAUGGCAUGGGUCCAUCCAGAAACCAGGGGUCCUGCUCCUAUUGGACGCCGUAGUCAUUCUGCAUUUGUGUUCCAAAAUCAUCUAUAUAUUUUUGGAGGAUAUAAUGGACUUACAGACAGACAUUUUGGUGAUCUGUAUAGGUAUAACCCAGAAACAAACAGAUGGUCUGUUGUGGAGGUUAAAGGUCGAAGUCCAUGUGCUCGCCGAAGACAGUGUUGCUGUGUAGUUGGAGGAAAUAUUUUUCUGUUUGGAGGGACGAGUCCUAGUCCAGGUGGUAUUGUGUUGCCAACACCACCAGAUGCAGAAGUUGGUGAUUCAGCUUUGAUGGAUCACUCGGACCUUUAUGUCUUAGACACAUUUCCCUCACUAAAAACUUUGUGUAUGCUGCUAGUCAUAGAACAUCGGUUAGAUCAGAGUUGUCUUCCUAAAGUUGUCAGGUGGGAAAUUGAAGCUAUGAUCACUAACAACAGUAUUAGUAGACCAUUACCUACUAUGGGAUGAUUGACAAUCUUAUUUUGUGUUUAGAUACAUGACCUUUAAAACAAAAAAUAGCGUUUAUUUAUUUAAGAAAUAUUACAUUGUAUAUAAGAAACUUGUGAAAGGAAAAUCUGUUUUAAAUGAAUAAAAGGGUAUGUGCUGUAAGGUUCUUCUCUAUAGCUAAUUUUAAGUAUAUGACUCACUUUAUUUUGAUUUUAACUAUUAUUCACUGGUUUUUACACCAUAUAAAAAUAUUCUGUUUAAGCUUUUGAUAUUUGAUUAAAAGAGUGACAAAUUUCAGACUUCACCAUAUUAUGUUAAAUAAUUCAUGUUUAGAAAUACAGGUUAUAUUCAGGCCUUGGAGUGUAAAAUGUGUGAACUGUUUUGAUACUGAAACUAAGACUAAAUUGAGAUAAAUAUUUCUGUGAUUCAAAAAUCAGCAAGUCAUCAUUGCUAAAUUAAUGGGAAUACUUACUUGAAUUUCAUUACAUCUAUGUUUCAGGCAUUUCUGUGGAAAGCUUAUGCAAUAUGUGGGAAGAGUCAGUUUUCUGGAAAGUUUAUUGAUAGGGGAGCUUAUCAAAAAGCCACUACAGCUAGAAAGUAAAUAGUUUUGUGGAUGUUCAUGUAAUUAGUUUAAAGCUUAUAUUGUAUUAUCACAGCAGGAGAUUACAGUUUUCUGAAAUACUUAAUAUGUGGUAUGGUUUUUGAAAUUUCAUUAUAGGCUAGACAAUUAUAUCAGAUCUAUUAUUAGCUAUGUUGUAAUUACUAUAAUGAGUAGAAAACCUAACAGGACUCAACACAGCAAGAAAUUACAGUUUUGUAUGAUGUUAUAUUAAGUUAGAAGUUUGUGUGGAUCUUACCUAAGUGGAGGAAUAGAACGUUUUUUUUUAGUUGCUGUAGUGAGUAGCAGUUUAUCAAAAUGGACAACCAUAUAUAUACCCUUAGUCAUGUUCAUGUAUGGUUAUUUAAGAUCCCAAGGUCAGAAAUUAUUCCAUCUUGUUGUUUAGAAGGUCAGUUAGUACAGUACAAAUCCAUAUUAUCUAGAAAGUAAAUAUAAAGUAUACAUUCUACGAAACUGACAGCCAGGAACUCGUAGAUAGCAGUACUCUAAAUUGCAUUGUGUUUACCUUUUAUUAUUAAUAGUAAAUUCUAAAACAUAUAUUUAUUUUAUUUUAGAACAAACCAUGAUUUUAAAGAUACAUUUGUGUUCAUGAGAAACAUGCUGGCAAAGGUCAUUCAUUGUUAUAGAUUUGAAGGUUCAUGUACAAAAAUUUGUUAUAAAUGAGAGGCCUUACUCACAUUUGUAAUAUGUGUGUUGUAUAAAAGAUAUUUAUGUAAAAGUCUGCACAAAAUGAUGCGUAUUAUGUGUUUUAUUGGAUCACACAUUUUAGCUAUGUAGCUAAAACAAAGAAAUUAACCUAGAGAUAUUCAACAUCAGUUACUAAAAAUUUUUCUUAUUAUAGCACUGUCAUUAUAGGUAGUGUAUCUUAACAGACUUUUUGGAUCCUUGCUAACAAGUACUACAUAGAAAGUCAUUCACUUGUUAGUGGUUGUAUAACUAAAAAUUGCACAGUUUGCUGUAUCUACAUACUGUUAUUUUAAAGCAAGAGGACAUUUCAUUGUUUGCUGUAGUAACAGUUGUUUUGAAUUAUUAAUGGUGUCUGAAUGAAUGAAAGUUGACCUUUUUUUUUGAUUAAAAUAAUA
Messenger RNA from Limulus polyphemus (Atlantic horseshoe crab), 3170 nucleotides. RefSeq names its product kelch domain-containing protein 3-like. The transcript is spliced from 12 exons. Gene Ontology annotation, cellular component: cytoplasm. Gene Ontology annotation, molecular function: chromatin binding; protein binding. The record is from RefSeq and is a predicted model, not a curated record. NCBI's taxonomy places the organism in Eukaryota, Metazoa, Arthropoda, Merostomata, Xiphosura, Limulidae. Bases 312 to 1490 code for a protein of 392 amino acids.